AUGCUCGAGGCUGACCUGUGCUGGCCUCUGUGGGAGGAGGGCUCAGUGGAUGGAGCAUUCAAACUUGAGGCACCAGAAGGCGAUCUAGCGAAGGCAGUCAUCACUGAAGUCGAGCGUCCCUUUCUCCUUGGUUACAGUCCAAUCAAGGCCAAUGGAAGGGGAGUACUCAUUCUUGGAGGCGGCGGCUACGUUCAGCUCAUGGUUGGUCGGGAAGGCAUCGCGGUUGCGAAAUGGCUAGCCAGCCUUGGGUUCUACGCCUUUGUGCUUGUCCACCGAUUUCCCACCGCUUGUACUGGUGCUCAGGCGCCUCUAGAUGAUGCUAGACGUGCGUUCAAGAUGAUGGCGGAGUCCGGGCACGCACCGGAGGGACAGGGUAUAUGCGGCCUCUCUUCUGGUGGUCAUCUCGGAGCGGCGCUUCUGGCCCAAUAUCCUCAAGAAUGGACAUCACCCGAUCCAGAAAUCCCUCAGGCUCAGUUUGCUAUUCUUGGAUAUGGACCAAUCUCGACAAACGCUGCCGGCCGUACCAUCGUUGCAAACAAGCCACCCCUUCCGCCUGCAGAGAAGCAAGCUCUCUACGACGCAGUACAGCCAGAUGUCCAGCUCAAAUCCCCGGCCCCAGCUACAUUCAUUGUUUACUCUAAUAAUGAUCCGGUCGUCCCUGUUGCCAACGCUUAUCGUCUUGCCGAGGGCAUAACCAAGAGCGGAGGGUCUGUCGAGCUUCAUGUCUUUGCAGAUGCGCCUCAUGGCUUCGCCCUCGACACGGAGAGUCUACCUGUUUCUAACUGGCCAUCAAUGUGUGAAGCAUGGCUUAGGCAACAUGGUUGGAUAUAG
Aspergillus pseudonomiae is the source of this 831-nucleotide messenger RNA. Its product is annotated as alpha/beta hydrolase. Gene Ontology annotation, biological process: proteolysis. The coding region runs from base 1 to 831 and encodes 276 amino acids. Lineage: Eukaryota; Fungi; Ascomycota; Eurotiomycetes; Eurotiales; Aspergillaceae. Gene Ontology annotation, molecular function: serine-type peptidase activity. The record is from RefSeq and is a predicted model, not a curated record. The transcript has a single exon.